AUGAUUUCAAUAUAGGCCGAAUCAUUAACAGAAGAACCGGUUAUACCAUGUCUUAGGAUACCUCCGAGACGUUUUACUGAUACAAUACGUGCACCAGCAGUUUAUCAAAGUCCCUAUGAUAUGUAUUAUCAACAAUAUUUUGAUGUUAUUAAUAAUGUUUUAAGUGCAUUAGAUUUACGUUUUCAACAAUCUGUGUUUCCAUUGUUACGUAAAGUAGAAAAAUUUAUCAUAGCAGCAGCCAAUGAUACGAAAGAAGAUGAUAGUUUAAAUGUCGAAAAUAUUGUUGAAUUUUUAAAUGAUGAUAUUGAUAUUCCACGUUUAAAAUGCGAGUUAAAUUUAUUAUCUGAUUAUUUUUCAACUAUUAACUUAGAGAAAAAUUUCAGUUUUAAAAAGAUUACAAAAAUUCAAACCAUUUUCGAUCUACUCAAUGCACAAUCUGUUGGAAAAACUAUGUUUCAUGAAUAUUGUAAAUUAUUGCGUUUAUAUUUAACAAUUCCUAUUACAACGGCUACGGCUGAAAGAUACUUCAGUACUAUGAAUCGGAUAAAGACAUAUCUACGAUCAACAAUGACACACCAACGUUUUAAUCACGUCAUUAUUUCUCAUAUUCAUAAAGAAAAGCUAGACCAGUUAGACUGA
Messenger RNA from Rotaria sp. Silwood1, 639 nucleotides. NCBI's taxonomy places the organism in Eukaryota, Metazoa, Rotifera, Eurotatoria, Philodinida, Philodinidae. The record is from the annotation of a GenBank genome assembly.